This is a messenger RNA of Vidua macroura (Pin-tailed whydah), 1743 nucleotides long. RefSeq names its product interleukin 10 receptor subunit alpha (gene IL10RA). Gene Ontology annotation, molecular function: protein binding. The record is from RefSeq and is a predicted model, not a curated record. Bases 1 to 1743 code for a protein of 580 amino acids. NCBI's taxonomy places the organism in Eukaryota, Metazoa, Chordata, Aves, Passeriformes, Viduidae. The transcript has 7 exons.
AUGGUCCCCUCUGCCACCGUCCUGGCGCUGUGCCUGGCGCUGCUCCUUGCCUGCCCCACGCACGGUGAGGAGCUGCCGGGGCCCCGGUCCGUGCGCUUCGCCGCGGAGAUGGGGUGGCACCUGCUGAGGUGGGAGCCGGGGCACAGCUCCCCCAGCAACGCCCGCUACGACGUGGAGUACAUAGUCUACGGCUCAAGUAGCUCCUGGACAGCCAUCCCGGAGUGCAGGAACACCUCGGAGCACUCGUGUGACCUCACCCGCUACACCCCGGACCCGGAGCAGCGCUACCACGCGCGGGUCAGGGCCGUGUCCGGGAACCACACGUCCUCCUGGCAAAGGACCGGCAGCUUCUUCCCACAGCAAGCUGGCCCGCGCCUGGCGGGCCAGAGCCUCUCCGUGAUGGGCAACUCCAUUCAUGUGCGGCUGCAGCUGCUCCUCCACUCCGGGAACACCACCCUGGAGUACAGCGACUUCCAGAGGGAAAUGACUCGGUACUACGUGUACGUCAGGAGGACACGGGACAACCACACGAUCACCGUGGUGAAGAACAGCACCGAGUUCACCAUCAGGGAGCUGUUCUGGGUCACGCAGUACUGCCUGAGCGUGGAGCCCAGCGUGGCCCACAGGCCCGUCCACGCCACGCGCACCGGCGAGCAGUGCGUCACCACCGGCCACAGGGACAGGAGCGCAGAGCUCCUCCCGGGCAUCCUCAGCUGCUCCUUCAUCAUCCUCUCCUUGCUGGGCCUCCUGGGGGCUCUGCUGGCGUGUACCUACAUAAGGAAACCUGUGAGGACACCGUCCACCCUGAAGUCCUUCAUGAAGCAGAGCUCGCUCUGGGUGGAGCAUGAGCCCCCAUCCUCGGGCAGCCUGGAUGCAGACCCCGUCCAGCAGCUCUUCCUGUGCCAGAAGGAGCCCCAGCUGGGCAGCAGCCCUGACAGCAGCACCAGCACGGCCCAGCUGCCCCUGGAGCAGGGCUGGAAGCUCCCAGCAUGGCCCAAGGACCAGCUGGGCCCGCUGGGGCCCACGGGGAGCAGAGACAGCAGCGGCACCAGCACCGACAGCGGCAUCUGCCUGCACAUCCCCUCCUCCUCCUCCUCCCUGAGCUGCUCCGCGGGCCCCGAGCCCCAGGGCUACAGGCAGCAGCUGCCCACGGCUGAGGACAGUGGGGUGGGCUUGGAGAGCCCCUGCCCUGCUCCGGGCUGCUCCUCUGGCAGCGGGAACGCCAGCCCAGGGGAGCCCUGGCUGUCCCCUGCCACCAGCCAGGCAGAUGUGGAGUUCCGGGGCUACCUGCAGCAGUCCAAGGGCACCGUGGAGCCAGAGCGGGCCCCGGGCAAGGGAGAGCCCCUCUCGGGCUGUGCAGGGUCCGUGCAGGGCCUGGGCAGCACUGACACCGUGCUGGACAUGGAGUGCUCCGAGCUGGCUGUGUCCAAAGGGUAUUUGAAGCAGCCCUCCCCCGAGCAUCCCCUCACGCAGGACCUCGCUCCCUGGGGAGCCCCUGCCUGCGACUUCUCCAGCCAGGUGGGGCCCCAAGCCCCCACUCUGCUGAGCUGGGCAGCCCCGGGUGCUCCACUGACCUCCAAAGCCAGCCCUGAUCUGAAAAGUCCCUUCGACCUGAACAUCUUCAGCAGCACUGCCCUGCCGGGCACGCUGCUGCUCGUGCCCAGCCUCAGCUCCAGCUGGAUCACGCCGCCCAUCAAGCCCCUGGGCUGGCUCAGUGGGGACAGCAAGGACAGCCGCCUGUGA